GCCAAUGUUGAUGCCCUUUUCCUCAUGCAACCUUCUCUCUAGCUUCCCUUUGACUAACUCUACCACUUUAGCAUAUCACCAAACUCUUGUCUUUUCUUUUCUUCUCUUAUCUUCCCUAUGCAAAACUCACCAUAAGCUUUUCUCAGAAUAAAAAAACAAAAUGAUGUCUAAAUUAGCAAACGGGGUUGCUUUGGCUCAAGACACAGAAGAACAAGACUCUGCUUCCGUUUCAUGGACAAACUCAAAUGCCAACAUCAACACCGACGAAUUGAGCCGUGUAUUUGUAUCAUCACUCUGUGCUUAUAAACCCAUCAUCUCUGGAAUCAAUGAAGAAUGCUACGUGGCCAACAACACUACCCAAAACCAAAACAACCCUGAUAUAACAAAGGACAUGGUCUUCUCACAAAACUUUGGUGACAAUCCAUUGCUCCAAUCAUUGGACACUUCCUCAUCCACUGUGUUCACCCACCUCGACUCAUCUCAGGUGCACAACUUCCUUACUCCAAACCCCAUCUUUUCUUCUCUUCUCAGUGCCAUCAACAACCCUUUAGAACAUGGCUUUGACAUGGGUUCUGAGGUGGGUUUUCUUGACCCUCAAGUUUCCUUUACUUCGAAAGUGUUGAACAAAGGUGAUAAUGCCUUCUUGGGUGGUGGCUUCAUCACAGACUUCACCUCAAAUAAUAAUAACCUUUUAGACUCACACCCCAACUUAGAAACUACGUGUAUAAUGUCCCAAGUGACACAAGUUGGUUUUUCGGGUCUUAAGAAUAAUAAUAAUAAUAAUAAUAAUUUUGAUCACGAGGAGGGUUCUAGAAAGGCCUUGCUUCUGAACAAGUCCAACAUAUUGAAACCCCUUGAGUCCUUGCCUCCAUCAGGUGCACAACCAACUCUUUUUCAGAAGAGAGCAGCACUUUGGAAAAACGUGACAGGUAAUUACAAGGGCAGGUGUGAACUUGUUGGUGAAGGGAAUGAUGAUAAGAAGAGGAAAACAUGUAAUGGAGAAGAUGUUGAGGUUGAGGUUGAAGUUGAAGAUGGGAGUUUUGAUGGGUCAGGGUUGAAUUAUGAUUCUGAUGAGAUGAUUGAGAGUGAUAACAAUAAGACGGAAGAGAAUGGUAAGGAUGGUGGAAAUAGUUCAAAUGCCAACAGUACCAUCACUGGUGUGGAUCAGAAAGGGAAGAAGAAGAAGGGUGUACCUGCUAAGAAUUUGAUGGCUGAACGCCGCCGAAGGAAGAAGCUCAAUGAUAGACUCUAUAUGUUAAGAUCCGUUGUCCCCAAUAUUAGCAAAAUGGACAGGGCUUCAAUUCUGGGGGAUGCAAUCGAGUAUUUGAAGGAACUUUUACAAAGGAUUAGUGACCUUCACAAUGAAUUGGAGUCAACACCAGCUGGCUCUGCAUUGACACCCACUCUACCAACACUACCAUGCCGUAUUCAAGAAGAACUUUGCCUCAGCUCAUUGCCAAGCCCUAAUGGCCAACCUGCCAGGGUUGAGGUUCGGUUGAGCGAAGGAAGAGGUGUAAACAUCCACAUGUUUUGCGGGCGCAAACCGGGUCUCUUGCUGUCAACUAUGAGGGCUCUGGACGACCUUGGUUUAGACAUCCACCAGGCAGUUAUAAGCUAUUUCAAUGGAUUUGCUAUGGAUAUUUUCCGAGCUGAGCAAUGCAAGGAAGGUGAGGAUGUCCAUCUGGAGCAAAUCAAAGCAGUACUAAUGGAUUCAGCUGGGUUCCACGGCAUGACCUAGUGUUUUGUCGACAAGCAUACUACUUACCACCAUUUGAAAUAGUCAAUUUAACGCAAAACGUUAAGGUUUUUAAUGCCAAGUGUAUGAUACAGGCUUUCUUAUCAUCCUUUCAGUUGAUCUAGGAAAGCAAAAUUUGACUUGUUUUACCGAUUGAAAGCACUAUUACUGUUGACACCCUUUGCAAGUUCAAGUUGAAACGGAAGUUGAUGGUCUCCGUUUAGUUUAGCGACAUUCUGAAUUUGCAUGUUGAUGUCAAGCUUGAUUCUACAAUGUCACUGUCUUUCAUCAUUGUACACUUAGUAGGGACAAAGCUUUUUAAGCACUGAUUUCCCUUUUUUCACCUCUUUAAUAAAUCAAGCUCACCAAAAAAUUU
Messenger RNA from Abrus precatorius (Indian licorice), 2111 nucleotides. Its product is annotated as transcription factor ICE1-like. The record is from RefSeq and is a predicted model, not a curated record. Gene Ontology annotation, biological process: regulation of DNA-templated transcription. Gene Ontology annotation, molecular function: protein dimerization activity; DNA-binding transcription factor activity; sequence-specific DNA binding. Gene Ontology annotation, cellular component: nucleus. Bases 161 to 1738 code for a protein of 525 amino acids. Lineage: Eukaryota; Viridiplantae; Streptophyta; Magnoliopsida; Fabales; Fabaceae. The transcript is spliced from 4 exons.